GGGGACGGUGCAUGGGUGCAUAGCAAAGACAACGUUGCUAAAAUUCAAAAGGGGAACGAGUAGGGGCAUUUUGGUGAUUACAAACCGAAACAUGAAACGUGGCGUGAAACGAGAGGAAACAACAGCUAUAGGGUGUCUUUUACUUCAUAUAUUCCCCAUUUUGCAUUUAGAAAACCACUCUUAUUACCACUCACUGCCACUCUCUCUCUCUUUUCUCACUCUUCUCUCUCUCUCCACCGUCAAACUCAGGCAUCCCGUUUUCCGAUCUCUCUCUCUCACUCUCUCUCCUCUUCCUUCGCCACGCGCCUCUCACUCUAACCUUAGCUACGCGACAUUGGCGUUUUCUAGAACGUGCUUCGUUUCUUUCGUUGUUUGUUUAUGACAAUGUCGUUUUGUUCGAGCUACGAGCGUUUUGGUUUUUACGUGCAGAUUUGAACUUUGCGAGAGAUUCAGUAGUUUCUUUUUUUAUGGUUUUUGGAGAGUGCACUGUGCAUCCGGUGUAGGAAACUCUGGUUUUUGGUUGUGUGAGGUGAACGAGAAGCUGAGUUAGGUUUUUGGGUUGGGGCUUUGGGGGAUUUAGGGUUCGUGCCGUUUGAAUUUUGGGGAUGAAUCGUAGUUUCAGGGCUCAGGAAUCGAAAAUGCAAGCUGCGCUGAAGCAGAGGGAGCAGCAAUUUGGGGGUUUGAGGGCUUCUGUCAUGAAGGAGAAGGAUGAGGAGCUUGCAUUGUUCCUCGAGAUGAAGAAACGCGAGAAGGAGCGGAAUGAUCUUCUGCUUCACACCUCCGAGGAGUUCGAUGCAGCUCUGGGGUCAAAUCCGGGAACUUCUCCCAUAUUUAACAUUUCAUCAUCUACGCCGGCUCCUGUGCGGAAGACUGGUGUUGAUGAUUUUCUCAAUUCGGAGAAUGACAAGAAUGACUAUGACUGGCUUCUAACUCCUCCUGGUACUCCUCUUUUUCCCUCUUUGGAAAUGGAAACUCGAAAGACUGUUAUGAGUCAGCUUGGUACUCCAGCCACACGUCCCAUGGCAUUGAAAUCCAGAUUAGCAAAUCAUCAAUCAGAGCCUCCUGGUAGGACUAGCUUAGUAUCUAAACAACCUACUUCCUCUCCUGGGUUGAGCUCUGCAAGUGGCGGAACUAGGAGGCCCUCAUCAUCUGGGGGUCCAGGAUCACGACCUGCAACUCCUACAGGUCGCUCUACAUUAACCCCAGCUUCAAAAUCCUCAAGACCUUCUACACCUACUCGGGCUACCUUACCUUCAACUAGGUCCAUGGUAGCUACAUCCAAGACCACAAUUUCCUCAGCCAAGCCUGCAGUUUCUGCCACUAAAUCUUUGACUUCUGCUACUAAGACUCCGGUUCCUGCGGCUAAACCCACAAUUCCAAGAUCCUCUACACCUUUGUCAAGAUCUAAUGCAAGAUCUUCUACACCAACUAGUAGGCCUACUUUACCUCCUUCCAGGUCCACAUCAAGAGCAUCUACUCCAACUCGGCGACCAUCAAUUGAACCCAGUAUAUCUGCUUCUUCAGUUAAAGCAUCUUCAAGCCCCAAGCCGGCUACUGUGACAUCAAGGCAGCCAACUCCUGUGACAGCAAGACAGCGAGCUACUGUGACCUCAAGGCAGCCAGUACCAUCACGUGGCACUUCACCAACAGUGAGAUCAAGACCAUGGAAGCCAUCUGAGAUGCCAGGUUUUUCACUUGAUGCUCCCCCUAAUUUGAGAACAACAUUACCUGAAAGGCCACUUUCAGCAACUAGGGGCAGGCCCGGAGCACCCACUUCUCGGUCUUCAUCUGUUGAGCCUUCUUCUAGUGGAAGACCCAGACGGCAAUCAUGCUCUCCUUCAAGAGGACGGUCUUCCAAUGGCACUGUCCAUAUCAGUGGAAACUCUAUGCCAGCAGUUAGCCGGGGACACUCCAAAGUGAAUGACAAUGUCAGUCCUGUUGUAAUUGGCAACAAAAUGGUAGAGAGGGUAAUAAAUAUGCGAAAACUAGCACCUCCAAUGAUUGAUGACAAAAACUCUCCCCGCAGUAAUCUCUCUGGCAAGUCGUCAUCAUCUCCAGACAGCUCAGGUUUUGGAAGAACGCUCUCAAAGAAGUCCUUGGAUAUGGCUAUUAGGCAUAUGGAUAUAAGGAGAACCAUUCCAGGCAAUUUACGGCCAUUGAUGACAAAUAUUCCAGCAUCUUCUAUGUAUAGCGUGAGGUCUGGUCCUCAGCGUGGUCGAACGAUUAGUGUUUCAUCUCCUCAUGCCACAAGUAGUAACGCUAGUUCUGAAGUGAGUGUGAACCAAAAUGGCCUUUGUUUAGAUAGUAGUGAAGUAGAUGAUGAUAUUGGUAGUGAGAGAUGUGGUCAAUCCCCUGCAAGUGUACGGGGCAGGUAAACUUUUAACAAUUUGGGAACUCAACAUAUAUUUAAACAGCAGCAGCGAUCAUAUCCUGAGUUUCAGCCAUAUCGGAUUUGCAUAUGGAGCUAACCAUGAUUGUACUGAUGUAAAGCUUCCUGGAAAUGAUGUAACCUCUUGUAGGGACCUCUGAUUUUAAUUAGAUCGGUUAUAUGUUGUAGCGGUAAUGCUCAUUUUUUAAAACAAGCCAAGGUUUAUCCUCGAUUUUGAAAAUUGAGCUUAUCAUCCACAAACCAUAAGCCAUAUUUAUUC
Molecule: messenger RNA, 2648 nt
Organism: Abrus precatorius (Indian licorice)
Lineage: Eukaryota; Viridiplantae; Streptophyta; Magnoliopsida; Fabales; Fabaceae
Product: mucin-5AC
Exons: 5
Coding region: 606-2375 (589 amino acids)
Biological process (GO): cortical microtubule organization
Cellular component (GO): cortical microtubule
Source: RefSeq, a predicted model, not a curated record